UCAGUUGGCUGUUAGCAGUAGGAGAGCGUGGAAGCAGGCCCAGAACCGAAACAGAAACUGAAAAAGAAAUACACAAAACCAGCUGCGAUCGCAUGGGGAGAAGGGGAAUUUAUGUGGAACUCGGAGGGGCAAGAACUGAAAGCUCAGCAAAGAACCACCAAAGUGGCUAUAAGCAGGGCGAGGAAAAUGUGCUCAGAGCUGGAAGUGGAAACGUGAUACCCGCUUAGGAUUCGGUCAAGACCACAUGCUCCUCCUGCGCCAGCUGCCACGUUAAAAAUAGAAAGUGAUUUCUGCUGCUGCUGCUGCUUCUGCUGCCAAAGAUGAAACAAACCGCCGCCACUGCCGCAGAAUGAGCGAAUCGGAACCCAAUAGCCUGGAGUUCAUUGAGGACUCGUACCUACCAGGCAUCGAUGAUCUCACCAGCACACCUUCUCUGGAUCUGGAAGCUAAUGAUGCCACCUUAGAUUGGUAUGGAGAUGGAGAGGAGGAGAGUGAAGCGGAGCUGUAUCUGCGGAAUCUGACUCUGGAUCAGAUAUUCUACGAUGUGGAUUCGGACUACACCAACAGCCUGGAGCUGCAGGCAGUGGAGGCUGAGUUCAUUGGCGCCAAGUUGGCCAAUCAGGCGCCCUCCUCCUCCAUGGCCAAACGUUUCCGCCUGAAGUUCUUUGCCAAGCGAACCAUGCGCGACGUUAAGGUCACGUUCAUAGACUUCUCCAAACCAUAUCUGGCCAAGAUAUCGAACAGUGAUAACUACAAGAGAUUUCUCAACAUUGGGCAUAGAAGUAGAGAUAAUACAGCCAACCUGUCGGAGCCAGCAUCUCCAGCAGCUUCUGUGGCAUCCGCAGAAAUUGCCGCCGAGUUUGCUGCGCUUUCCGUGGAGGAGAAGGAACAGCGCCGGGCCGAGUGGAGUCAGGAGCUGGCCCGCGUUGAGGAGGAGAUUAACACGCUGCGUACCGUUCUCGCCUCGAAGACGCGCCAUGCCUGCGAUCUCAAGCGUAAACUGGGCAUCACCGUCUGGAAGGAGGUUACGGACGACAUGAACCAGGGCAUUAAGAACCUCAAAGAGACCACUGUUUACCAAUCGGUGGAGCAGAGCGUGGGCACGUUUACUAAAGCCGUGCACGAGGCACCCCUAUACCAACGCACUGAGUCUGUGCUGAAGUCCACGGGCGAGAAGACCGCCUCGGUGUUUGGCAGCAUCACCAGUGGCAUUUCGUCGAAACUGUCGCAAAUGAAAAACUCCGAGUCGAUGCGUUCUAUCGAGGCUUCGGUGGGCUCUGCCUACGAGAACGUUAAAGUAAGCUAUGAACACAACAAUUUUAUGUGCCAAUCUCAUGCGACCAAGGUGACAUCCCGUUCGGGAUCGGUUUCCAGUUUCCCAGACGCCCUGGACGAGAACAACACAUCCUCGGGCCUGAACUCACCCACAGACUCACUCACUAAAUAGAUUUCGGGUGAACACCGAAGCUAAGCGCGUCGAUAACGAGGAGAAACCUAUGCUACACAAAAAAACCAGACCCACGCAUCCACUCUAUAACUUAUUUAACUAAUGCGAAUUGUCGUGUUUGCGCACUAACAACUGGAUCAGAAUUUAAUUACCUACAGAUCAUAUGUACGUGUGUAGUCGUUGCGGUAUACAUAACUUGAAUUAACUUAAAUCUGUGCGUCAUAUUUGGCCGAAGGGAGCACAUUAUAUGCAUCUAUUUGUAUUUGCGUGUGAAACACCAUCGAACUGCAUGAUUUGUUUUUAAACUUUUAGCCAAGGAGGGGCGUAGAUUGAGGGGCUUGCUGCAUUCAUUUAUAUAACUAAUCAGACUAAGCGUACGUUUUAGAGACUAAACCAUAUUGGGUGUCAACAAAUCGUCAUUCCCGAAUGUUUCCGAUAUUUAGUAAACAAAUUUAGCGAAAAAAACAUUGCAGUUAAAUUAUAUACAUAUACAUACGUUUAUUUUAUAUUUCUAUUUCUUCUCUAGGCGUUGAGUUCCGUGGUUAGAUGGCGGUCCCGAUAAAAGCCAAUUCCAAAUUUAUUUAGAUCUAUUAUUCGAAUAACGAUCAGAGCUUGCGUGCAAAAUAAUAAAAAUCCAUUGGUAAUUUUAAGAGGGUACAACCCGUACUGCUAACGAGAGAGAAAAGUCGCACCCGAUUUGUUGCUAAUGCUGAUCUAAGAUUUGCUAUAUGUGUAUAAAAUCUUUGAAUAAAUGCAAAAUUGUUUGCCCCAUAAAAAUA
This is a messenger RNA of Drosophila rhopaloa, 2226 nucleotides long. RefSeq names its product tumor protein D52. The record is from RefSeq and is a predicted model, not a curated record. The transcript is spliced from 6 exons. Gene Ontology annotation, cellular component: cytoplasm. NCBI's taxonomy places the organism in Eukaryota, Metazoa, Arthropoda, Insecta, Diptera, Drosophilidae. Bases 350 to 1447 code for a protein of 365 amino acids.